UUUUAAAUUUUCAUUCAUCGUGUGUUCACUCUUCAGUAUUCAGUGUUGUUUUUGUAAAUUUAAUACAUUCACAGAAAAUGCUGGAAGUUACUUGUAACGAUCGUCUGGGCAAGAAGGUUCGUGUGAAAUGUAAUCCUGACGAUACUGUAGGUGAUCUGAAGAAGUUAAUCGCUGCACAAACCGGUACGCGCUACGACAAAAUUGUACUCAAGAAAUGGUACACAGUCUUCAAAGACCAUAUUAAGCUGUCUGAUUAUGAAAUUCAUGAUGGGAUGAACCUGGAGCUGUACUAUCAAUAAUUAAUAAAUAAUUUUAUUUAUUUUGUAAAUCUUUAAAUAUAAGUUACAUUAUAAA
This is a messenger RNA of Manduca sexta (tobacco hornworm), 354 nucleotides long. RefSeq names its product ubiquitin-like protein 5 (gene ubl). Gene Ontology annotation, molecular function: protein tag activity; protein binding. Gene Ontology annotation, biological process: mRNA splicing, via spliceosome; protein modification process. NCBI's taxonomy places the organism in Eukaryota, Metazoa, Arthropoda, Insecta, Lepidoptera, Sphingidae. The transcript has 3 exons. The record is from RefSeq and is a predicted model, not a curated record. The coding region runs from base 78 to 299 and encodes 73 amino acids. Gene Ontology annotation, cellular component: nucleus; cytoplasm.